This is a messenger RNA of Musa acuminata AAA Group (dessert banana), 2144 nucleotides long. Its product is annotated as S-adenosylmethionine decarboxylase proenzyme. The coding region runs from base 469 to 1551 and encodes 360 amino acids. Gene Ontology annotation, cellular component: cytosol. NCBI's taxonomy places the organism in Eukaryota, Viridiplantae, Streptophyta, Magnoliopsida, Zingiberales, Musaceae. The transcript is spliced from 3 exons. Gene Ontology annotation, molecular function: adenosylmethionine decarboxylase activity. Gene Ontology annotation, biological process: spermidine biosynthetic process; spermine biosynthetic process. The record is from RefSeq and is a predicted model, not a curated record.
CCGCUUCCUCGCCGCUUCUCUCUCUCUCAAUCUUCCCGGCUCCUCUUCGGCUCUCGUAUCGUCCGCCAGGGUUUGGAUCAGCAGAGUCUCGGCUUCGGCUGCUGCGGUGAUCCUCCUUGGCCUUUCGAUCGAAGCUCGAAAUGUUUUAAUGGAGUCUAAAGGUGGGAAGAAAAAGUGUAGCAGUAGUAGCUCAUUGCAGCACGAAGCACCCCUUGGCUACACCGUCGAAGACAUCCGACCCAACGGUGGAAUCAAGAAGUUCCAGUCUGCUGCAUACUCCAACUGUGUGAGGAAGCCAUCCUGAGACCCCCUUCAGAUGCCUUCUUCGGUAGAGUAGGAUUUCUGUUGCUUUGCUCUUAAACAAUCUCAAGCUAGCUGCUUUCUAACAUCCAAACCUCCUCCCAGACCACUUUUGGUCUCCUGUUCUCUUCUUGUCGUUGCCACUCUCACUUGCUCUUGCUUGAUUCGAUGGCAAUCUCACUGCUAGACACUCCAAACCCUCCCUUGGCCUCACCAAUUGGUUUCGAGGGAUACGAGAAGCGCCUGGAGAUCACAUUCUCCGAGGCACCCAUUUUUGUGGACGCCCAUGGUUGGGGGCUGCGUGCUCUUUCACGGGCACAGAUCGAUUCCAUUCUGGAUCUGGCACGAUGCACCAUCGUGUCUCAUCUCUCGAACAAGAACUUCGAUUCAUAUGUCCUCUCCGAAUCCAGCCUCUUUGUUUAUCCCUACAAAAUAAUCCUCAAGACUUGCGGGACCACGAAGCUCCUCCUAUCCAUUCCUAGAAUUCUUGAACUUGCUGCAGAGCUUUCGCUCUCUGUUUUCUCUGUUAAAUACUCUCGUGGGACCUUUAUCUUUCCUGGUGCACAGCCGUCCCCCCACCGUAGCUUCUCCGAUGAAGUUGCUGUGCUCAAUCAGUUCUUUGGCAGCCUCGAGUCAGGUGGUGAUGCAUAUGUGAUUGGUGAUUCAGCGAACGCAGAUCGAAAAUGGCAUAUAUACUAUGCUGCCAAUAAGCCUGAGCUGCCGAUGGUCACCCUCGAGAUGUGCAUGACUAAGUUGAACACUGAACGGGCGUUAAUCUUCUUUAAGAAUUCGGUGGAAGGACAUGAGUGUCCUGCCAAGGCCAUGACGAAGCUCUCUGGUAUCUCCAAUAUUAUUCCUGAGAUGGAGAUAUGUGACUUCGACUUCGAGCCCUGUGGCUACUCCAUGAAUGGGAUUCAUGGCCCGUCGCUCUCCACCAUCCAUGUGACACCCGAGGAGGGUUUCAGCUACGCUAGUUAUGAGGCAAUGGGGUUUGAUCCUCUGACCUCGGUGCAGCAGGACUUAAUCGAGAGGGUCCUCAGGUGCUUUGACCCUUCAGAAUUCUCUUUUGCAGUCACCAUCUUCGGUGGCCGUGGACUAGCAGGCACUUGGACAGACAAGAUACUUCUUGAUGGUUACACCUGCAAAGAUAGAGUGGAACAAGAUCUCCCAGGCGGUGGCCUGUUGAUAUACCAAGCAUUUGCUGCUUCUGCUGUAACUGCAGUGUCGCCCGGACCCAAUCUACAUUACUAGGAAGGAGAAGAUGGGGAUAAAACUCUGAAAGAUGAUGCCAGAGGAUCCUGCUUGGAAGGUGAAGGGAUGGAGAGAUGAGAAGAGUUCAUGAGGAAGAUGAUGUUGUGCAGAAAGUUGGCCAAGAUUUUAGUUCUAGUAGUGUUUUAUGAGAUCCCUUUUGCCACACUUGACCAGGGGUCCUUGUGUAACUAGGAAUUCACACGAAUGUGCAGUGGCGUUCGGGACAGAGGAUGCUGGUGUCAAGCAAUAGCUCUAGGUGGCCUCCUGUGUGUGCCACGAUGACCACCAGCAGCAUUUUUUAUAGACCGAAUUCAUGCAUGAUCAGGUGCUGUUUGGACAUAAAAUUUGCAGCCUGCAUAAGUACUACCGAGUGAUCCAACCAAUAUUCUAAUAUUCUACUUGGGUGUCAAAUGGUGUCCUCGAGUUUAUGAUAAGGUCUAUAUGAAGAUUGGCACCCUAAAUAAAUGUCAUGCUUUGAAAAUGUAGAAGAGAUAGCGGCCGUGCUUGCCCAAGAUUGAUGUUUGUUAUGCUUAUUUGAUGCUUAAUUACGCUGGAAAGUGAGAUAUCACAACUGUCCGUUGAUUUUUGGCUGA